Penaeus indicus is the source of this 3451-nucleotide messenger RNA. Its product is annotated as protein abrupt-like. Gene Ontology annotation, biological process: regulation of transcription by RNA polymerase II. Gene Ontology annotation, cellular component: nucleus. The record is from RefSeq and is a predicted model, not a curated record. NCBI's taxonomy places the organism in Eukaryota, Metazoa, Arthropoda, Malacostraca, Decapoda, Penaeidae. The coding region runs from base 87 to 1616 and encodes 509 amino acids. The transcript is spliced from 9 exons. Gene Ontology annotation, molecular function: protein binding.
GACUGCGAGGGCGAGGGCGGCGGGGUGGUUUUCCUGCCGAGUUACCUUGGGGAGAGGUCAGGCGAGGUCAGGCGCGCUGUGGCAGGAUGGGGGAGCCACGGAGGUGUUGGCUGCGGUGGCACAACUACAGUGAUUCAGUGACGUCGGCACUAGAGUCUCUCCGGUAUGACGAGGACUUCUUGGACGUAACAGUGGCAUGCGAGGGACGAACAAUACGAGCCCACAAAUUAGUGCUCUCUGCCUGUAGUGCUUACUUCAGAAAGGUGCUAAAGGACCAUCCAUGUGACCACCCCAUCAUUAUUUUGGAUGGUUUAGGAUGGAGAGAGGUUGUGGCCUUAUUACAUUUCAUGUAUUGUGGAGAAGUUGUAGUGGAGGAAGAAGAGUUACCAAACCUUUUGAGUGCUGCAUCCAACUUAAGUGUGACUGGAUUAACUCAUGUUACCAUGGCAUUAGCAAGUACACAGGCAACUGGUGAAGAAGACACAGAUGAAGACUAUGAAGAUGAUGAAGAGGAAGAAGAGGAAGAGGAGAAAGCAACAAAGUUACCAGAAAGCACCCAUGUAUCAAAGAAAGAAGAGGCAGAGAGUGAAAAAGAUUCCUCGUACGAGAGCGAUGCACCACCUGCUUCUAAGAGGCAACGCAGAGACUCCAGCAGUACUCAGGAGACAAGUUGCACUAACAAGGAGCCCUUAGAAGAAUCACAGACGAGUAGAAGAAAUUCAGUUUCUUCUAAAAAAGAGAACGCGAGUCCCCCCCCAGUAGUGACCAAUGGCUUGACUCCCACCACGCAAGCAGGCCUAGCAGCCAUACCUGUCCCCAGUAACCCUGCCUCUGAUGUCAGAGAAGAGAAAGAAGAGGACAAGGAAAGUACGAAAGUUGUCCCCAAAGAGAAAAAGACAGUCAGCAAAGACAAAACAAAAGGGAAGCUGAUGAAUGGAAACAACCAUAUCAAGGAGGAAAUGGAAGAAUACUUGGAGGAGGACUUUGAAGGAAGCAGACCUGAAAAUGGGGAUUCAGAUUACAUGAAGAAUUUGGCCGAUCCCGAAAAGUCAUCUGGCGGCUCAGUCACAGAUAGCAUAACAGAGAGUGCAGCGGCACCAGUAACGCCUCCUUUAAGUGGUGGUGUUAAUUAUACUGCUUUGAUAACCAGAGGAAUCUUGCCAUCUGUUACGAACAUGAAGACAGACACGAUCCUCAUCUCCCCGACACUAAGUGACAAAAUAGUGCAGAAGGUCCUCCUCCCCGCACAGCCAUCCACUGGAGCUUCCCCCUCAUGCACGUCACCCAGCUCAAGCACAACGUCUGUCACAACCCCAACCGCAACACUCAGCACAAACAGUCAGACAGACACCUCUCCAAGCCAGCCCUACAUUCAACCACCCUUGGUCUCUGUGCAGGAGGUCCAAGCUACACUAGAACAAUACCAGCGGAAGCUUGCCUUUCAUGAGCCAAGACCAUGCCCGACGUGUAAGAGGAUGUACCGAGAUGCUGCCACCUUACGGACACACAUGGCUAUCAUGCACGCUGAAGGCAGAGAACCUUUCUCAUGCACAUGUGGGGCAUUGUUUCGUACAAAAUAUGACAUGUACCAACACAAGAAGAAUGGUCAUCGAUAAGCUUGACAAGUGAACUUCAAGGCCAAAGAAUAAGCUGCGAUGUAGAGCAAGGAAAACCUGGAGACAGGCAGGUAGUUGUGUCACCAUUAUAACUGCUAUAUAUAUGGCAAACUGAUUAACCAUGCCAAAGAUAAGGAAUAUGGUAGUUACGUACCAAACAGGAAUUGUCUGGUGUAGAAAUACAUUUCAGAAAAUAAUUGGAAUUGAAUUGUAGAAAUGUAUAAUGCCUCCCUAAUGAUCUGGUAUUGGUAUGGAUUGAUAUUUUAUUCUUUGACAGAAGUUAUUACAAUGCCAGUUGUUUUUUAUUUGUAAAUUUAUUUUAUCAUUGUAAUUGAUACUUAUUAUUAUUAUUAUUAUUAUUAUUAAUAUUAUUAAUAUUAUUAGUGACAAAUUUCACUUCAAGAAGUGAUAAAGUUAACUACUGUUUGACUUCAAAGGCUUCUGGUAUUUUUAUCAUCUGAAACUCUUAUAAGAGUCAGAAGCAGUGGGUGAUGGCAUGUCUCUCUACCUGAUUAUCUUGGUGUUCCAGAUUCCUUUUGCUGUAAUGCUUGAGUCGCAUUUAGGCUAUGUCUUGACACAAGAUUAGAUCUCUUGCUCAAGUUACCCAAACCAAGUGUGCCCUCUGAUCUGCCACAUUGGCAGCAUCAGAUACUCCUUUAACCGUUGAACCAAGUAUUGCCUUUUGCAGUGUUGGUAGCUUUUGAAACUUCAUGUACUCCCACUCUUGUCUGUUGUGGCAGUUUGAAGUCAUCUGCUAGCGUUGGAUAGUAGUUAUGACAACUUUUUGUGACUAACUCUGGUGCUCUUGUCAUUUUCCCAGUGUGUAAGCUUUCUUAGCAGGACUUGUGCUCCUUAUCAUGUGGGGUGAUGAGUUUUUCCAAGUGUCUUAAGGUAUGUGUGAGUAUGAUGAAAAUGGAAUGUUUUGUUGCACAAAUAUGCUUGAUUGUCCUCAAGCUUAGAGGAAUACUUUGCUUUAAUGAAAUAUGAAGACAGAUGGUUGAUGUAAAUAUUUUUUUAUUGAUGUACUUGUAUUUAAGAAAACAAACCACUCUAGAAAGAAAGCAUUGAAAUGGUGGUAUUACCAUUUCUGCUUUUUGCAGAAUCUUUUCACACAGCCUUUUGAAGCAGGCAGUUGUAUCUGCAAGCCUUAGAAAGAGCUUUUAUACUAACCUAUUUAUGGUAUUUAUUUUUGUUUCAUUAUUUCUUGUUUACACUUUGAAAUUUGAAAUUGUUAAAUCAUUAACAAAGAUUUGGGUAAACCAUGAAAAUGAUCUCAGUCUAGAGAUGAGAAAGGCAAUCAUAAAAUAUGUCUUACAAGUAUUUUUGAUACUUGAGCAGAGUGUGUAUGUUUGAGGGUUAUUGUGAUUUAGUGAAACAAAAGGCAUGCAGGUGGUGGCAGAAUACUGUUUUUGCCCACAAUGUGAUGUUAUAUAACACCUUUAUGUACACAUGAAGACAGCAUGUGGUCCAAAGGGAGCAACUUAACAUUUGUUUAUGCCAGUUUGAUCAUUGUUACCAAACAAACCACCUAGAGGUUUAGGUGAUUAAUCUUCCAACCAUCUGGAAGAAGGUUGUGUUUUUGUUAUAUAAAAUUAGGUUGAGGGAAAGUUACCACCAACUAGAUUUAGUGUUGCACAUUUUCUUUAAACACUUACGUUGUUACCAAUUAGUGGUAUUGAGUAGAUAUGUCUAUAUUUCUACUUAGUCUUUAUUUUUUUUUAAUUUGAUUGAAUGGAACCAGUGAUAGUACAUUUCCACUUGAAAAACCAAAUAUGUAGCCAAAUUCUGAAUACAGUGUAGUGGUUGAAAAUUGUCAAAUUUACAGAGAUAUUCUG